Messenger RNA from Caenorhabditis remanei, 1017 nucleotides. RefSeq lists its product as uncharacterized. The transcript has 4 exons. NCBI's taxonomy places the organism in Eukaryota, Metazoa, Nematoda, Chromadorea, Rhabditida, Rhabditidae. The record is from RefSeq and is a predicted model, not a curated record. Bases 1 to 1017 code for a protein of 338 amino acids.
AUGAGCUCCCCAAUCAUACUUUGCUCCGCUGAUUACACUUCAAACUUCUUCGAUUCCCCGGAAUUUUUCUUGACAGUACUCCGUCUCGUUGGAUUUCUCGCACUACCAGUUCAUAUUUUCGGUGGAUACUGUAUUCUUUUCAAGACUCCAAAAGAAAUGAUUUCUGUUGAAUGGACCCUGUUGAAUCUACAUUUGACCAGUUGUUUUUCGGAUUGGUCAUUGAGUUUUUUGGGCACUUUGUACUUUUUUGUUCCACUAAUGGGUGCCAGUCCUUUAGGAAUAUUAACUCGAGUUGGGAUGGGAAUGCCUGAAAUUUCAUACCUUUUGGAAGUGGCUAUCGCAAGUGUGGCUGCAUCUGUCGUCGUGAUCUUGGAAAAUCGGUUUUACAUCCUCUCAAGUAAAAACUUGUGGUGGCAUCGUUUUCGUUUUCCCUUUUUAGUGUUUACUUAUUUAACGGUAUUCACAUUUUUCUAUCCAAUUUAUAUCGAUAUGCCAGCUGGAUCGGAUAACAAAAGGGACUUCAUUCUACAGACUCUUCCCUGUUUAUCCGAUAGAAUGAGGGAGUUGCCAUUGUAUUUGGUUGUAGAAGACAGAUGGCAAUUUAUAAAAUGGACAGGAAGUGAAUCUAUAUUUCUUUGUACUUGCCUAAUAAUCCUAUUCGUUUCUAUCAAGUGGUCCUUAAAACAAUACGGACGAAACCUUUCGAAAAAGACUUUAGAUUUACAGAAAAAGUUGAUCCGUGCAAUUAUUCUUCAACUAGCAAUACCAUUCAGUGUUAUCAUCAUACCAACCUCUUACUAUUCCCAUUUCCCUUAUUUCAUUGGUUCUAUGAAUAACAUCAUGUUUAUUAUUAUAUCUAAUCAUGGAUUUGUUUCAACAAUUGUGAUGCUUAUCGUACAAAAACCCUAUCGAGACUAUUUAUUGAAAUUGUUAGGAGUUGGUGGACGAGGUCUAAAAAGGAGAAUGGGACCACCGUCUGUUUCUCUAAAUAUCGUCCAGAAUAAUCGAAUGCUUUGA